CUUACCUAUACGGGGUUAUGUCAUAGCGGUAAAGAAAUGACCCGUAGGAGACAACCGUAGUCUGACGGAUGAGAAAGACAUAUAUAAGGACGUCAAGAGACCCUCGAGAUCUUAGUCCGCCUCAGACCCGCGUCAGGAGACGUUGAGACGUUGAAACGGAAACAGCCUAAUCCACCAUCACCAUGUGUGACGAAGAUACAACAGCUCUCGUCUGCGACAAUGGUUCCGGCAUGGUCAAGGCUGGCUUCGCUGGUGACGACGCUCCCCGCGCCGUCUUCCCCUCCAUCGUCGGCCGUCCUCGUCACCAGGGUGUGAUGGUCGGUAUGGGUCAGAAGGACGCCUACGUCGGUGAUGAGGCCCAGAGCAAGAGAGGUAUCCUGACUCUCAAGUACCCCAUCGAACACGGCAUCAUCACCAACUGGGACGACAUGGAGAAGAUCUGGCAUCACUCUUUCUACAACGAGCUGCGUGUUGCCCCUGAGGAGUCCCCAGUCCUUCUGACGGAGGCUCCCCUCAACCCCAAGGCCAACCGUGAGAAGAUGACACAGAUCAUGUUCGAGACCUUCAACACCCCCGCCAUGUACGUGGCCAUCCAGGCCGUGCUGUCCCUGUACGCCUCAGGUCGUACCACAGGUAUCGUGCUGGACUCCGGUGAUGGUGUUACUCACACUGUCCCCAUAUACGAGGGUUAUGCUCUUCCCCACGCUAUCCUUCGUCUUGACCUGGCUGGCCGUGACUUGACUGCCUAUCUGAUGAAGAUCAUGACUGAGCGUGGAUAUUCCUUCACCACCACAGCUGAACGAGAAAUCGUCCGUGAUAUCAAAGAAAAACUUUGCUAUGUCGCCCUCGACUUUGAGAGUGAGAUGAAUGUUGCCGCUGCAUCAACUUCACUCGAGAAGUCCUACGAACUCCCCGACGGUCAGGUUAUAACCAUUGGUAAUGAACGUUUCAGGUGUCCAGAAGCUCUCUUCCAGCCUUCCUUCCUGGGUAUGGAAUCAGUUGGUAUCCACGAGACUGUCUUUAAUUCCAUCAUGAGGUGUGACAUUGAUAUCAGGAAGGACCUGUUCGCCAACAAUGUUUUGUCUGGUGGUACCACCAUGUACCCUGGUAUUGCUGACCGCAUGCAGAAGGAAAUUACAUCACUUGCUCCAUCCACCAUCAAGAUCAAGAUCAUUGCUCCUCCCGAGCGUAAGUACUCCGUCUGGAUUGGUGGCUCUAUCCUGGCCUCUCUGUCCACAUUCCAAUGCAUGUGGAUCACCAAGGAGGAAUACGAGGAGUCCGGACCUGGCAUUGUUCAUCGUAAGUGCUUCUAAAGGAACAAGUGAUCACACUGGAUCAU
Molecule: messenger RNA, 1339 nt
Organism: Procambarus clarkii (red swamp crayfish)
Lineage: Eukaryota; Metazoa; Arthropoda; Malacostraca; Decapoda; Cambaridae
Product: actin, muscle-like
Source: RefSeq, a predicted model, not a curated record